UGCCAGGCGACCGGUCCCACCCGGGUGGACAUGAGCGGGGUGAGGAUGGUAGCGUCGCGCGCGUGCUGCCCGUGUCUCGCCGUGCUCCUCUCCGUGACUACCAUCGGCCUCACCGUCACGGCCUUCGUCUCGUCCAACUGGACCGAAGGAACGGAGAAGGUCAGAGGGUCAGUCGAGGACUACACUCGCAAGAUAAACGGCUCCAAAAUACAAAUCAGCCACUGGAAACUCUACAUAUCAUUUCACUGUGGGUACUGGACGCUGUGUCGGGAAAGUAGGAUACGAGGGCAGGCGGAGCGGUGCGACUCGUUCAUCCAGCGACUCCCGCGAACCGAGGUGCCCAAAUUUAUCGGAGCCAUCGCAGCGGAGUGUGGGUCCAUCUGUCUUUUGUUAAUAGGACUGUUUUGCCAGAUGGGAGGCUGCUGUACGUCUCAGCCGUCCAUGCACCGCGUCGCGGCCCUCAUGUCCGUGGCGUCGGGGUUGGUCUCCUUCCUCGGCCGCAUCUUCUUCAUCAUCGUCCUGAACCGGAACGUGGAGAGCGACGGGGACAUCUGGAGACCCGUGGACUGGUGGUACGGCUGGUCCUUCAAGAUAGCCUGGCUCGCCUUCCUCUGCGAUAUGAUGUCUUCCAUUGCCAGUUUGCAGGCGUUCAGCACAAAGACGGCAGAGAUCAGGCAGGCCAAGCGAAGGGCACAGCUGAAGAAAGUGGAGGAAAUCAUAGACCUGCAACUCGUCGCUAGUAGAUCCACUGUUGAGACACGCUGUUAA
Molecule: messenger RNA, 768 nt
Organism: Branchiostoma belcheri (Belcher's lancelet)
Lineage: Eukaryota; Metazoa; Chordata; Leptocardii; Amphioxiformes; Branchiostomatidae
Product: germ cell-specific gene 1-like protein
Exons: 1
Coding region: 31-768 (245 amino acids)
Cellular component (GO): plasma membrane
Source: RefSeq, a predicted model, not a curated record